Molecule: messenger RNA, 1173 nt
Organism: Cornus florida
Lineage: Eukaryota; Viridiplantae; Streptophyta; Magnoliopsida; Cornales; Cornaceae
Product: 25.3 kDa vesicle transport protein SEC22-1-like
Exons: 5
Coding region: 223-894 (223 amino acids)
Biological process (GO): retrograde vesicle-mediated transport, Golgi to endoplasmic reticulum; endoplasmic reticulum to Golgi vesicle-mediated transport; vesicle fusion with Golgi apparatus
Cellular component (GO): ER to Golgi transport vesicle membrane; endoplasmic reticulum membrane; endoplasmic reticulum-Golgi intermediate compartment
Molecular function (GO): SNAP receptor activity
Source: RefSeq, a predicted model, not a curated record
GAAUAACUUCGUCUCCAAGUUCUCUCUCUCAUUUCCUCUUUCCUCUCCCUUUCCUCCCUAAAAAGUGCGCUUUUUCUUUCUUUCCACUCUCAUCUUACCUAAACCUCUUCUUUAUUCAAAAGAGCUUUUCCAUUCCUAACUUUUGCCUCACCCAAAACCUCUGAUUCCCUACCCCCACACAGAGACACAGAGAGAUUUAUCAUCUACUCAGAUUCUGAGGGAAUGGUAAAAUUAACAAUAAUUGGAAGAGUGAAAGAUGGGGUGGCUCUUGCACAAGGUACAAGGUAUGUGAAUGAAGAGACUGACAACUUGUCAAGUUACAAGCAACAAGGAGAGUUCAUACUCAAAGAAAUCUCAAGAGGGUCAUUGCCGCCUUCAAAGAUGACCAUUCGUGUCGAUCACCAUUGCUUCAACUACAUGGUUGAGAAUGGAGUUUGCUUCAUCACAUUGUGUGAUUCGGCAUAUCCAAGAAAACUAGCCUUCCAUUAUCUGCAAGAUUUGCAGAAGGAGUUUGAGAAGUUUGACAUGAGCCUCAUAAGUAAAAUUACAAAACCAUACAGCUUUGUUAGAUUCGAUGGUAUCAUUGGCAAUGUUAGAAGGCAAUAUGUAGAUACAAGAACACAGGUUAAUCUGUCGAGGCUAAAAGCUAAUCGCCAACAAGAACUAGAUAUCAUGACAGAGGACAUGUCUGAAAUAGUAGAAAGAAGAAGAAGAAUUGAAAUGCUUGAAAUACUAAUGGCAACUCCAAGAAUUGCUUCCCCAAUAUGGGUUUCUCCAUUACUAGAGGUAAUUGCAUUGAAAUGGAUACCUACCACCAUCGUCGUUGUUGCUGCUACUGUUCUGUUAUGGACCAGCUUAGUCCUCACAGAGAACUUCAUGGGAACGAGUUUAUAACAUUGUCAAAAGCAAGGAUUACAAGAACUAUCUACUUUGAGAGCAGUACAGAAAAUGGCACAGCAUGAUAUUAUAGAGUAGCUCGACAGUGGAAAUCGGUUAGUACUUUUAAAAUUUGUUGAAAAGUGAUUCUAUGGAGCUUCCCUACUGCUCUGUGCAACUUUAAUGUAUCUACAUUUCAAUAUAUAUCAAGAAAUUUUCGGAAUACAUGCCUCAUUUUGUGUUCUGCUAGAUUAUGCAAGAGAGCCUCAGCUUCUGACCAUUUCUCAAGUUGAGCUC